GGGUUAGCCGGCACUCACCUACGCAACAGAACAACCAAAGCAAUGGCUUUCCGCCUCUACCACUUAGCUCUUAUAAUUACUCUUCUAAUGCCCAAUUGGUGCUUGUGUUCAGCAAGCAAUGAGUUGGGGAUUAAGCUGUGCGGACGAGAAUUCAUCCGGACUGUGGUGAUGUCCUGCGGGGGUUCAAGGUGGAAGAGGUACUCACCAGAGCCAGGACAGGAGAGAGUUAAUCCCUACAGAGACUUCAUUGACUGGCUGAACCGAGACUUCCUUGACAACCCAGAAAGCUUUAACUCCUUGUACAACGAAGGGCAUAGUGCGCGGAAUGUUCUCUCUCCUGUCCGGCAGCAGCAAGAUACCACCAUGGAGCAGUUGCAGGGGCCCUUAUAUGAUUCAUUAGUAGGUCAAGAACCACGGAGCACCAGCCUACGGAUGAGGAGGAGUGUGGGACCAGCAGGGUCUUGUUGCCAGAGAGGCUGCACCAAGACUGAACUUAUGAAGUUUUGCUAGCAAGACCUAUAACACUCUAACCAAUGGCACCAAGUAUCUCUGUAUCACUCCCAAAAGCUUCUUUUCUCUCAAAAUAGCAACUUUGGUUCACCUGUUACCACAUGUCACCUUUGGAAUAAUUACUACAUACAGAACUACAUUCUAGAUGUUCAAUCUUAUUCAGUCAUGCAGUGCUUGAUGGGUCUUUCUAAUAAAGUACACAGUUAUCUCACUCAUGUUACAGACCUGUAACUGUCACUGAAAUAUCAGAAAAGCAAUGUUGCUUAGUUAUAGGACUAGCAGAAAAGUCAUAUAUUUCAUAUAUUCUCAUAUAUUUCAGCUUUGUAUUAUGUGUAUUUGUGCAUGCUUUGCAGGAUAUCAAGAAAUUGUGAAGUAACCUACAACAGCUCAGGUCAGCAUUUCUUCAAUGUAAUGGGUAAAUUAUUUAAUUAAUUUAACAUGUGGGAGGGCUGCUUUAUUGUUACCAAGGAGUCUGUGGUAGCCAUGAGGCUGGCCAAGGGCCACAAAAUUCAUUAGUAGUCCACAUCUGACCUGCACAAAAAUCCCCCUUUAAAGUGUUGCCAUAUAAUUGUGUUUUUGUCUGUAACUUUUCUGUCUGCUGUCAUUGUCAUCUUAUUCACUAAUCAGUAAGCAAACCAUUCUAAUAAACAUGUUAGGACAGUGCUGUCCAGCUUAUUCCAUGUAGUGAUUAUACUAUUGGGAAAACCACGUCUUCAUGGGCAGAAAACCCCAUGAGCAGGCUUCCUUGAGGGCUAUUUUUCUACCUCUGUACUUAUUUUGGACCUUAACUGCUUGUGCAUAAACACAUUGCUCUCUUCAGCUUGUCUGAUUCCUACAUUUUGUGUUUUUUUUUGUUUCAUGCUUUGGCUUGGAAAAAUAAACCUAACAUAU
Molecule: messenger RNA, 1401 nt
Organism: Xenopus tropicalis (tropical clawed frog)
Lineage: Eukaryota; Metazoa; Chordata; Amphibia; Anura; Pipidae
Source: RefSeq, a predicted model, not a curated record